GGGAUCGCUGUCGCCCAUCGCGGUGUCGCCUGUCGCCUGUCGUGGCGGGGCCAUGCUCCGCGCGCUCCUGGCGCUCCUCCUGAUCGCCGCUGCCGGGGCUGCCCCCGGACCCUCGUGUCCCGUAACGGAACCGGAGGGAACCGGGACACGGACCCGCGUGGGGUCAGCCCCGAGGAGAGGGAAGCGUUUCGCCUCGGUGCCGCGGUACGUGGAGAUGUUGGUGGUGGCGGACGAGUCCAUGUCCCGGUUCCACGGCACCGGGCUCCGGCGGUACCUGCUGACGGUGCUGGCAGCGGCCGCUCGGUCCUUCCGCCACGGCAGCCUGGGCAACCCGGUGGAACUGCGGGUGACCCGGCUGGUGGUGCUGGGCCAGGACACCCCGGGACCCCCCAGCACCCCCAACGCCGCUCAGAUGCUCCGCAACUUCUGCCAGUGGCAGAGGGGGCUCAAUGUCCCCGACGAGGACAGUCCCCUGCACUUCGACACUGCCAUCCUCUUCACCCGGCAGGACCUGUGCGGGGCGGCCACUUGUGACACACUGGGCAUGGCUGACGUGGGCACGGUCUGUGACCCCGAGCGGAGCUGUGCCAUCGUGGAGGACGAUGGGCUCCAGGCAGCGCUGACGGCCGCCCACGAGCUGGGCCAUGUCUUCAAUAUGCUGCACGACACCUCCCAGGCCUGCCGGGACCUCAACAGCCCCUUGGGAGCUCCUCGACGCGUGAUGGCUCCGGUCCUCUCCCGGCUGGAGCCCGGUGAGAUGUGGUCACCGUGCAGCUCCCGCUUCAUCACCGAAUUCUUGGACAACGGCCACGGUCACUGCCUCCUGGACCAGCCCCGGGAGUGGCUGCAGUUGCCCUCGGCGCUGCCGGGCACCGUGUACCCUCUGGUGAGGCAGUGCCAUUUGGCUUUCGGGCCGGACUCCCGGCACUGCGGGGACCAGCAGCCGCCCUGUGCCGCGCUCUGGUGCACCGGACACGCCGGCGGCCGCCCCGUCUGCCAGACCAAGCACUUCCCCUGGGCCGACGGCACGCCAUGUGCACCGGGAAGGGUCUGCAUGGAGGGGCUCUGCGUCGGCAUCGCCCGCCUGCGGGAGCUCACCACACCGGUGGACGGCGGGUGGGGGCCGUGGGGGCCGUGGGGCAGCUGCUCAAGGACCUGUGGUGGUGGUGUCCGCCUCUCCCACCGCGCCUGCACCGCGCCAGUGCCGCGCCAUGGUGGAUGGUUCUGCCGAGGCAAGCGGACCCGGUUCCAGUCCUGCAACGUGGAGGAGUGUCCUGGCAGCUCCCCCCUCGCCUUCCGUGAGGAGCAGUGUGCUGCCUACAACCACCGCCUCGACCUCGCCAAGGGGCUCCCAGCACCCAUGGACUGGGUGCCACGCUACAGCGGGGUCCCCGAGCGGGACCAGUGCAAGCUGACCUGCCAGUCCCGAGCCCUGGGUCAUUACCUGGUGCUGCAGCCACGGGUGGCCGACGGGACCCCCUGCUCCCCCGAGGGCACGGGGGUGUGCGUGCAGGGCCGCUGCAUCCCCACCGGCUGCGACCGAACCAUCGGCUCCAAGAAGAAGUUCGACAAGUGCAUGACGUGCGGCGGUGACGGCUCUGGAUGCUCCAAAGUCUACGGCUCCUUCACCAAACCCCGCUACGGCUACAACGACGUCGUGACCAUCCCGGCGGGCGCCACGCACCUCCUGGUGCGGCAGAUCUCGGCGGCAGGGGACGAGGACCCCGUUUUCCUGGCACUGCGGCAGCCAGCCGGCGGCUCCCUGCUCAACGGGGGAUACGUCCUGGUGGCCUCCCCAGCCGAUGUGGCACUAGCUGGCGGUGUCACCCUGCGCUACAGCGGGGCCACGGCGGCCACCGAGACGCUGGUGGGCCCGGGGCCGCUGCGGGAGCCGCUGGUGCUGCAGGCGCUGGUGGUGAACGAGCGGCAGCAGCCACGGCUGAAGUACAGCUUCUUUGUGCCACGGAAACCCCCGACGGAGGCUUGGGAGAAGCAGAAAGCUGAGAUCCUGGAGAUCCUCAGGAACCGCCGGCGCAGCAAGUAGCGGCACAACCGCUGCCGGGGGUGAUCCCGGUGGCACCGUGGCACACCCGGUGACCUGGAUGGGAUGGCAUCGAGCAGAGCACAAGGUGAGCUCGUGCCACGAGUCCCGGUGCUGGUAACUGCGUCUACCUCAGCCCCUCCCGGGCAGGUCCCAGGGUUCCCCCCUCCCCAGCCC
Calypte anna (Anna's hummingbird) is the source of this 2218-nucleotide messenger RNA. RefSeq names its product ADAM metallopeptidase with thrombospondin type 1 motif 4 (gene ADAMTS4). Lineage: Eukaryota; Metazoa; Chordata; Aves; Apodiformes; Trochilidae. The transcript is spliced from 9 exons. The coding region runs from base 53 to 2044 and encodes 663 amino acids. Gene Ontology annotation, cellular component: extracellular matrix. The record is from RefSeq and is a predicted model, not a curated record. Gene Ontology annotation, biological process: proteolysis; extracellular matrix organization. Gene Ontology annotation, molecular function: metalloendopeptidase activity.